Molecule: messenger RNA, 372 nt
Organism: Macrosiphum euphorbiae (potato aphid)
Lineage: Eukaryota; Metazoa; Arthropoda; Insecta; Hemiptera; Aphididae
Source: the annotation of a GenBank genome assembly
AUGGAUCCAGAUGAUGAUCUUGAAUCAUUUAUCCAGUCAUCUUCUCAAAACAGUGCUAAUAAUAUGUCGAUAAAUAUGAACUCUAGUCAACGUUCUGUUGCAAUACUGUUGGAACUGUUGGAAGAAUAUGAUAAUACUCCGAGAUUGCAUCAUAGUACUGAUAUCAAAAACUAUUGGUCUGAACAUCACGAGUCUAUGCCUGAACUUUACAAACUUUCACAAGUUGUAAUGGCUGUACCAUGCACCCAGGUCUCAGUGGAAAGGAGUUUCUCAGGACUCAAAUUUAUUUUGAGUGAUUUGCGUACUUCAUUAUCGCCUGAUCUACUGGAAAGUAUAAUGAUUAUACGAGGAAAUAACUUGUCUAACAAAUAA